Salarias fasciatus (jewelled blenny) is the source of this 5319-nucleotide messenger RNA. RefSeq names its product cilia and flagella associated protein 44 (gene cfap44). The transcript has 34 exons. NCBI's taxonomy places the organism in Eukaryota, Metazoa, Chordata, Actinopteri, Blenniiformes, Blenniidae. The record is from RefSeq and is a predicted model, not a curated record. The coding region runs from base 1 to 5319 and encodes 1772 amino acids. Gene Ontology annotation, molecular function: protein binding.
AUGUCAGAAGAAAACACCUGUGCGAGCGGACAGACUGAGAACUCUCUGGAAAACUCCCCAGAGUAUGACCCUGCAGGCUCAGUGAGUCAGCCAGAAGGUGAGGAGGAAGCAAAGAAGCAGCUCUCUGCAGACACGUACUAUAAAUAUGAAGAGCUUCACUCCCGACCGAUCAUCACCGCAGGAUCUGACAUCCCAGAAAACCUCCUGCACCUCUCACACUCCUUUGGCUACGACAGUCAGCGCAGGUCCAACCUGAAGCUGCUGGACGACAGAACCCUGCUGUUUAUAGCGGGAAACCUGCUGGUCCUGCUGGAUGUUCCCAGUGGGGAGCAGAGGUACCGGCGCUCCUGCAGCGGAGGAGGGAUCGGAGCCAUCACGGCCCACCCGAGCAGGGGUUACUUCGUUGUAGCAGAGAAAGGAAAUCAUCCUAACAUUAUCAUCUAUGAAUAUCCCACAUUAAGACCGUACCGCGUCCUCAGAGGUGGCACAGAGCGGCAGUACAGUUUCGUAGACUUUAACCGUGACGGGACGCUGCUGGCCAGUGUGGGCGCUGCGCCCGACUACAUGCUGACGCUGUGGGACUGGAUGCAGGAGGAGGUGAUGCUCAGCUGCAAGGCCGUUUCUCAAGAGGUGUACCGAGUCAGCUUCUCCCCGCACGACCCAGGACUGCUCACAACAUCUGGAUCCGGGCACAUCAAGUUCUGGAAAAUGGCAUCCACAUUCACAGGGCUGAAACUGCAAGGGGUCAUGGGACAUUUUGGAAAAACUGUGGCAACUGAUAUAGAGGGUUAUGUGGAACUUCCUGAUGGAAAGGUGCUGUCAGGCACAGAGUGGGGCAACCUGCUGCUGUGGGACGGGAACGCCAUCAGAGCAGAGAUCUGUCGGAAGGAGGGCCGGAGCUGCCAUGUGGGGACGGUCCAGCCGUUCGCCUUGGAGGACGGACAGCUGAUGACCUUUGGCUCUGAUGGAGUGGUACGGGGUUGGGACUUUGAGAGGAUCACUGCAGCGGAGGGUGACGGCGGCAGCGGCAGGUUUGAGCUGGAGCCCAUCAAUGAGAUGAUGGUCGGACACGACGUCUGCCUGUCCUCCGUGGUCAGGAGCUCCCUGCCCGACUCCUUCCUCUGGUUUGCUCAGGAUUCCAACGGAGCCAUCUGGAAACUGGAUCUCUCCUUCACAAACACGACCCCUGAUCCAGAAUGCUUGUUCUCCUUCCACGCGGGAGUGAUCCAGGGCCUGGACGUCUCCAAGAAAUCCCACCUCGUGGCCACGACCGCUCUGGACCGUUCAGUCAGGGUUUUUGACUUCCUGUCAAAACAGGAGCUGACCACCAGCCGCUUCAAUCAGGGAGGAACCGCUCUCACCUGGGCUCCACCUUCGGUGAAUCAGAGCGGAGCUCUGCUGGUGACCGGCUUCGAGGACGGGGUGGUCCGUAUCCUGGAGCUGUACAACCCCCACCGACUGCAGGCAGUGACCGGGCAGAGACCUGAAGGAGACGCGAAGCUGCGCCUCAGACAGGCCUUCAAGCCUCACACGGCCUCCGUGACAGCAGUGGCGUACGAGAGAGAUGGAGAGAUCCUCGCCACAGGGAGCGCAGAUUGCACCGUGUUUUUCUUCGCCGUGGGUGAAAGCUACCAGCCGAUCGGCUUCAUCCAGGUUCCUGGUCCCGUGCAGUCCCUGGAGUGGUCUCCUCGUUCCCACGUGAGUCCGAGCGACAGCAGGCUGCUCGUCCUCUGUCAGAACGGCCACGUGGUCGAGGUGCACAGUCCUGAUCCAGAGGUCCACAAGUCCCACAAAACCUUCCAGAUGUCCGAGCUGCCCAGGAGAUCCUUCAGGUUCACCAGCAUCAAAUCUCGAAUCAAGAGAGAGGAGGAGCUCAGAAGACGGCAAGCGGAGAAAGACAAGAAGAGGAAGGCGAGAGAAAAGCAGCAGGAAGCGUCAGAACAGCACGAUGCAGGACAGGAGGAAGAAGAAGAAGACGAUGAUGAAGAGGGAGAUUUACCGCCAGUCUACAUUCCAGAAGCUGGGAGUCCUCUCUGCUGCGGGUUCUACUCACAGCCCGGCCAGUUCUGGCUCUCCAUGGGAGGCUUUGACUCGGGUUACUUGUAUCACUGUAAAUUCUCUGAGAAUCAGGAUGAGGAUCCACACCAGCGGCAGGAUGAGCCCUUUGAUUUCCUGCUGGUCCAGAAUGCAGACGAAGACCCCGUUUGCUCGAUCACCUUCAGCUCCAGCGGGCAGCUGCUCCUCUGUGGCAUGCACUCAGGAGCCAUCAGGGUUUAUCCUCUGGAGCCGGGUGACCACAGGCUCGCCUCCAUGCAGUCCUACUGGUCUCUCAACAUCCACGACAACCACUACGGACACCUGCGGCACGUCCGCUGCAGCCACGACGACCUGUUUGUGCUGACGGCGGGGGACGACGGGAACGUGUUCUCCUUCAGCCUGCUCCCCCCCGAGGAGCUCCAGGCCAGCCUGCAGAGGAGGAGGGCCAAAGUCCCCUCGCCCAGGGUGGGUGUUGAAAGUGAAUCUCUGGCUCUUGACAUUGAGGACCCAGCAGCCUACAGCAUAGAGACGGCCAAACAGAAGCUGGAAAACGAGCAGCUGUGUCGGGAGGCAGAGGUGAAGGUUGCGGAAAAGCAGAAAAAGCUGGCUGAGCUCCAGAAAAGGUUCAGACAAGUUCUGAAUGACAACGAGAGUCUGCCCGAGCACGUUCGCCUGAAACCCGAGGAGCUGCAGCUUGACGGCCACUUCCAUGAACAGGGAGAAAAGCUGAAGGCCCAGCAGCUGAUGGAGGUCAGCAGGCAGUUUGCCUGGGAGCAGGAACGCAUUAGCAUAGCUCUGAGAAAGCUACAGAACUGGUUUAAAGACUCUCUGGAGGCCACCGUGGUCACUGUGGUUGCAAUCCGCUCCGACCACAGAGUCUCCACCUACCGUCUCGCCUCACUUGCCGAGCCUCAGAGCGGCGGUGGCCCUCAGAGCGCCGCCAGCCAGCCUGAUGGAGGAAGAGAUGCUGCAGCAGACUGGAAGAAAUCCAGAGCUGAGCCUCCAAGAGACAGCAGCAAAGCUGAGGAGCGGGACAUCUUGCACCCCACCUUGGCUCGACCAGCAAAGAUUAAGCUUGGAGAUCGGCAGGAGGAGAGACUCAAAAAGGCUGCCGAGAAAGCCGAGUUAGCUCGAAUGAAAAUAGAGAAGAGAAAGCAGGAAUGGGCAAAAAUCUAUGCCGAGAAGCCAAAGGAGGACUACGAGGAUCCACAGGACCUGCAGGCCAUCCGGGAAGCCAGAGAAAACAUCAGAGACUUCACAGCUGUGAAACACCAGAGGGCGAACACUGAGAGGAAGAGAGAGGAGCUGCUGGCUUUAGAGCAGAAUAUCCGUGAAAAGCAGGUUGAGAUCAACAGACGGAUUUUGGCACUGCGGGACUCCAAGGUCCACCUGGUGUCGCGGCUGCACGCUCAGGCUCAGCGGCUGCAGGACGUCCAGCAGCGUCUGGCAGCCCGUCUCCACCGCCCCCCACCGAGCUUACCCACCAUGCUACCAGAGGAAACCCCGGAGAAGAGGCUGCAGUGCAGCCACGCCACCCUGGAGCGAUACCGAGGACUGAGGGAUCGGAGGUUAAAGAUGCUGAGAGAAGAGGAGGAUGAGGAGGGAGCUGUGAGCAUAUUGGAGCAGCUGGAGAUAGAAAUGAAGACUGAAGAAGGAGACAAAUGGAGCCAUGCCAAGUCUGCUUCAUCUUUAACCAGAGAAGAAGAGACACCGGAUGACGGGGCAGAGCUGAGUGAGCUGGAGGAGGAGCUGCAGAGGGAGGAGGAGAUCAGGCUGCUGCAUGAGCAGAACUCUCUGCUAGAGCAGAUGGAGGGUUUGGUUCGACAGUUCGACACAGAGCUCUUGAAGGCGCGUGGCCAGAAGCUGCGUACGGACUACCGGCUGAAGCUCGCCGCCCUGCGGGCGCUGACGCUCCACCAGGAGACGCUGGUCCUCAAGCAGUUUGACAGGAGGAAGAAGAGCCUGCUGGAGAAGCUCAAUGUGUGCGUGGAGGAGGAGAGCAGCAUCACGUCCAAGCUGGAGCAGUGCAAUCAGCAGAUGGAGCUGAGGAGGAGAGAAAUGACCAAGCUGGAGAAGAGAGAGAAAUCCCUGGUCGCUGCCUUUCAGGCGUCUGUGGGAGAAAACAGCAAGUUUGAAGAGAUCCUGACCAAAGUCUUCAGGAAGAAGGUCAAACGUGUGAAGAAUGACCAGACCGUGAAUGAAGGAGAAGAAGACGACAGUGAUGAAGAGGAAGAUGACGAGUGGGAUGACGAUUUUGACAGCGACGCGGAGCAAAGCGGAGCUGCUCUUAAUGACGGUGUUUGCCCUCCAGGAUGUGAGCCCGAGUUGUUUGAGAACACGCUGCGCCUGCGUGAAAGUCGGCUGGACUUGGAGGAACUGAUGCUGGAGGAGAAAAAGACGAUUGAGGCUUUGAAGAGGGAGAGUGACACCCUCAUCAAGAAGGAGAAAUUGGUGAAGAUCAAUCGGAAGGCUGCAGAAGACGACCUGGAGAUAAUCAACAAAGAGACACAGCAGAAACUGGAUGAACUGGAUGUGGUGGUUCCUCUCAGACUGCACCAGAUUGAGUUUGUGGCUAACGGCGCGAUGCCGCUGGACCUGAGCGAGGCGCUGGUGCUGAACGGCUCCGAGCUCAGCAGGCUGCAGGACCACAUCCAGCAGCUGCAGGAGGAAAAGCUCCACGAGGAAGACCUGUGUCGUCAGGCUCACCAGCGACACGCCAAGCUCAUCCACGACCGCAGGGACAUGGCAGCCAAGAUCCAAGAGCUGGAGAAGCAGUGCAGCGAGCUGAUGAUGACAAAAUUCGGGAGGCUGGUGGAUCUGGAGUCUCUGCAGACGCUGUCGGGGAAUCGCAGGCUGGAGGAGCUCAAGCAUGAGAAACUCCUGAAAGAAGACGCCUUCGCCAAGGAGAUCCAGGACUGGGAUGUAAAGGUGGAGGAGGCCCAGCAGGCUCUGAUGGAGGUCACCCAGUGUAACACCGAGCAUCUCCGCUGCAUGACGGACAUCUUGGAGGAGAAGAAGGAGCUGGAGCUUCAAGUCAGCGCCAGGCAGAAGAAAAUGGGCAGACAGCAGUUCCAGGACUACAGGAGAUGUGUGGAUCAGGAGGAGAGCCUGAGGCUGCAGGAGCUGGUGAAAGCACAGUCGCAGCGCGCCGAGGCGCUCAGGAGAGAGAUCCACCUCCUGUCCUGUCAGGGAGGCCACGUCCUGCCGCCGGACCAGGACUGGCUGUACGGACACGCCCCCCUGCCCACCCCAUCAGGAAACACGCCGAGUGGGAGACGAUGA